UAGAUUUCACCUUUUUCUUUUUAACUUUUCUUCCUUUCUUCUCUUUCGCGUUUUCCGCGUUUUGGCGCCCUCACCCUCCUUUUUCUUAAUCAUUCGUAACGAUGAAGCUGCAUAUUGUAUUCUUACUCUCAGCGCUGCAGCUGGCAGCUGCCGCCCAUAAUCCACCCAGUCGUUUUGGAUUGCACAGGCGCCAGGACCCUCCCUCAGUCUCUGAAGGAGGAGCGUCUUCUCCCUCCCCACCGCCCGCUGCUCCCCCAGGCCCGUCGCAUGAACAUACGAACCCUCCUCCCCCACCUGAAGUCACUCCUCAACCGCAACCUCCGGCACCAGAAGAACCUCAGGCUGCUCCUCCUGCUACUCCUCCGCCCGUUCUUCCCCCAGGAUCUUCCAUCUCCGAGAGCACUACAAGACCCACAGGACCUCCUCCGAUGGCUACUGGAACAGAAAUCCCUCCGUUGGAGAGCGUGACUAGCGGAAUGCCCACAAAACCUGCCCUUCUUCCCACUGCGGUUUGGCAGCCCGGCGAUAGACCCCCAGUCUCUGGUGCCCCUGCUCUCCCUACUCCAUUCGUCUAUCAAGAAGGUCAAUGGCCCGCUCAGGAUCGCGUUCCUCCAACAGAUUCACCUGAAGUUCAAACUUGGAUGAAGGAGCUUGAAGGCCAUGAUAUCCCCGACUUCUCGCCCACCGUCGAUGGCUCUUGUGGUGGCGACCCCGCUGCUGCUGCCCAAGCUGCUGAGCGUGGAUGGUGGACUUGCGGGGGACAUAUUCGCGACACUGAUAUCGUGAACUGCCCCGAGCGAAACACCUGGGGUGUCAGCUUCGACGAUGGUCCUUCUGGGUACACGCAAUACCUCUUGAACUACUUGGAUGAGGUCGACGUGCGCGCGACCUUCUUCGUCGUCGGCUCCCGUGUUAUUGAAAGACCUUCCGUCCUUGUUGAAGAAUACAUGAAGGGACACGAGAUCAGUGUGCAUACUUGGUCGCAUCGUCCUUUGACCUCCUUGACCACUGAAGAAGUCGUUGCUGAGCUUGGGUGGACUCGACGGGCUAUCAAGACCGUCCUCGGUGUCACGCCCACUACUAUGAGGCCUCCUUUCGGUGAUAUCGAUGACCGCGUGCGUGCGAUCUCUCUCGCUAUGGGCAUGGUCCCUAUCAUGUGGACUCGCACCCCUUCCGGAGGUGUCUUCGACACCAACGACUGGAUGGUUGCUGCUGGACAUGUUAACGGCACUGAGUCUUUCCAAACCUUCGAAGAGAUCUUGACUAAUGCUACCACCUCCAUGGAAACUGGUUUCAUUGUCCUUCAACACGAUCUCUAUGAGAUCUCCGUCGACCUUGCCAUGGGCUUCACCUUGCCGCUUGCUCUCUCCUAUUCCCCCAGCCUCUCGCUUCAGCCUAUCGGCCAGUGCAUCAACAAGCCUACCCGCGAUCUCUACCUCGAGUCCAAUACCAACAAAACUUUCCCCUACCCCCAUAAAUCCGGUGUCGACACUGACGGUGAUGGGGUCAUCGAUACCAAGUCUGGGGAUGGUGGCAAGACUACUGAAGAAAUCAAAGCCAAGCAGGAAGAAGAAUCCGGCGCCUCUCUCGAUGCCUCUAUCUUCUUACCCCUGAGCGCCUCCUUGAUCAUGGGUGCCCUCGCUCUUCUCUAA
Coprinopsis cinerea okayama7#130 is the source of this 1652-nucleotide messenger RNA. RefSeq names its product chitin deacetylase. Lineage: Eukaryota; Fungi; Basidiomycota; Agaricomycetes; Agaricales; Psathyrellaceae. The transcript has 10 exons. Gene Ontology annotation, molecular function: chitin deacetylase activity. Gene Ontology annotation, biological process: carbohydrate metabolic process. Gene Ontology annotation, cellular component: membrane. Bases 102 to 1652 code for a protein of 516 amino acids. The record is from RefSeq and is a predicted model, not a curated record.